Messenger RNA from Stegastes partitus (bicolor damselfish), 3891 nucleotides. It is a transcript of the gene myt1b, whose product is annotated as myelin transcription factor 1b. Lineage: Eukaryota; Metazoa; Chordata; Actinopteri; Pomacentridae. The transcript is spliced from 22 exons. Gene Ontology annotation, cellular component: nucleus. Gene Ontology annotation, molecular function: zinc ion binding; RNA polymerase II cis-regulatory region sequence-specific DNA binding; DNA-binding transcription factor activity, RNA polymerase II-specific. Gene Ontology annotation, biological process: regulation of transcription by RNA polymerase II. The record is from RefSeq and is a predicted model, not a curated record.
AUGAGUGUAGAGGGUGAUGACAAGCGAACUCGCACUCGGUCCAAAGGAAUCAGAGUUCCUAUUGAGCUCGUAGGACAAGAGCUGAGCUGCCCCACCCCUGGAUGCAAUGGCUCCGGCCAUAUCAGUGGGAGAUACUCACGACACAGAAGCAUUCUCGGCUGCCCCAUCGCGAGAAAGCGCCGCCUGGAGGAAGCAGAAGCCGAGCAGGAGCAGGAACAAGAUUCGGAGCGUCCCGCCUCCAAGAGGAAGUCCCAUCCUCUGAAACUAGCCCUGGACGAGGGCUUCAGUGCAGAGAGUGACGCCAGCAGCGAGGCCGAGGCCGAGGCCGAGAAGGAUGGAGAGAAGCCAGAGGAGGCCAAGGAGGUGGAGGAGGAAGAGGGGGAUGCAGGUGUAGAAGAAGAAGAGGAGGAGGAGGAGGAGAAAGAAGAAGAGGUGACAGAAAACCUCCAGCAGGAUGAGAAGACAAACAGACCAGAGGAGGAGACACAGCAGAAGGAGGAGGAGGAGGAGACGCUUCAGAAGGAGGAGAAGUUUGCUUCAGAUGAAGAGGAGGAGUGUGUGAUCAUCGAGGCCCCUGCUGCCGCCGCCGCCGCCGCCGAGGAGGCCCGGUCGCCUUCGCAGAGCGCCGAGGAGGUGGCCAACUCGCUCCUCCACCUGGGCCGAGUCUCCGGCAACAAUGCUCCGAGUGUGGCCAUUCAGCAGACUGUUGCUAUGGAGACUGAAGAGGAUGUCAGCACGGCAGCCGAACAGGGUGAAGAAGUAAAGGACGAGCAGGAGGGGUGCAUGAAUGAGGGGGAAGAGGCGGAGGAGGAGGAGGAGGAGGAGGAGGAGGAGGAGGCACACAGAGUUCAAGUACCGGAGGAGUCAUCUGUUGUGCAGAAGGAGGCAGCUGACGUGGAAGAUGAACUGCGCGAUGAAGACGCCAGCGACCACGUGAGCCGAGAGUAUCCGACCGAAGGUGUCCACUGUGAACAGAUCAAAGGUGAAGAGGAAGAGGAGGAAGAGAUGGUAGUGCCAGUGCAACACAUGCAGGAUACUCCAGCAGAGGAUGAGGGGGACGAGGAGAAGGAUGAAGAGGAGAACACGGACCACGUUCUGCCCGUUUCUGAUGUGCCAACUGCCAUCCGCACCAUCACCAGCACCGCAGCAGCUCAGGGAACACACAUCAAGACUGAAGACCACAGGGCCAGUCCUCUGGAGGACUACAACUCCCACACCGCAAACCCCCUGGAGAACUACAACCCCAACAGAGCCAGUCCGCUUGACAAAUAUGACUCUCAUAAGCCCAGCUCGCUCCAGAACUACAAGGCCAGCCCUCCUCUGAGCUACAGCUCCCACAGGGCCAGUCCGCUGGAGGACUACUUCCCCAUCCCCAGAGGUGAGAACUAUAAAAUCCACAAGGCCUCGUCCUCAGCUUCCCCCGACAUCAUCGAGGUGCGGUCGGACAGGUCGGAGGAGAAGGACUUCGAUGACGUGGACGGAGACGACGAGCGCGAUGACGAAGACAGCCUGUCGCAGCGCUCCACGGUGACGGACGAGUCGGAGAUGUUCGACAUGACCCGAGGGAACCUGGGCCUGCUGGAGCAAGCCAUCGCCCUGAAGGCAGAGCAGGUGAAGCCGGCCGGGCCCAGAGAGCUGCUCCGCGCCCCAGAUAUCCACCACCAGCGAUACUUCACCAUGGAGGACAGGCCCAAGCACCUGGACGUCAUCCGCAAGAGCUACUUCAGCAAAGAGAGCAGCAGGCCGGAGAAGAGAGAGAUCAAGUGUCCCACGCCGGGGUGCGAUGGGACGGGCCACGUGACCGGGCUUUACCCCCACCACCGCAGCCUGUCAGGCUGUCCGCACAAGGACAGGAUCCCCCCGGAGAUCCUGGCCAUGCAUGAAAAUGUGCUCAAGUGUCCAACUCCCGGCUGCACCGGUCAGGGCCACGUCAACAGCAACCGCAACACACACCGCAGUCUUUCCGGUUGCCCCAUCGCUGCCGCAGAGAAGCUGUCCAAGGGCCACGAUAAGCCGCAUCUCUCCCAGCCAGGCAGCGAGCACCUCAAAGGAAGUCCCAACGACAGAGUGCUGAGGCCCAUGUGUUUCGUGAAGCAGCUGGAGGUGCCUCAGUACGGCAGCUACAGGCCCAACAUGGCGCCCUCCACGCCUCGCGCCAACCUGGCCAAGGAGCUGGAGAAGUACUCCAAGGUGUCCUUCGAUUAUGCAAGCUUCGACGCCCAAGUGUUCGGGAAGCGCACGCUUGCUCCAAAGAUGCCCACCAGCGAAACCUCACCCAAAGCCUUCAAAAGUAAGACAGAACCGGCCGGCUUCUUCCAGUUCUCCAAGUUUAUUAACCCGCUGAACCCAAGCUUGAACGACAUGUUAUUUAUUUAAAAGUGCCAAAAUUAAACCAUUUAUCAAGGCAGGACACUGGAGGUUUCACCAGAAAAAAAGCUUAAAAUUGUGGUUUUAAAUCAAAAAUACCGUUCCAUUUCAAGUUUCACCAAAAAUAAAGAAAUGGACAUCGAGGUGGAUGAGAACGGCACCCUGGACCUGAGCAUGAAGAAGCCCAUCAAACGGGAGGGCAGCCUGUCCGGCACCAGCCCCGGAGUUCGGUCCCCGGACCCUUCGUCCUCUUCCUCUUCCUCGCUCCACCACGGAGGGAGCAGCGGGAUGACGUCACCGAACCUGCACAGCUACAAGCAGGAGGACUGGGAGGGACCUCUGGACUACACCAAACCCAACCGCCAGCGGGAGGAGGAAAUGGACGAGAUGGAGCACACUGGCCAGUCGUACGUCUCCUCAGACCUGGAGGACUGUGACAUGAUGCAGGAUUGUCUGGAGGACAGGAAGUACCCGGGAGAGGUCACAACCCCGAGCUUCAAGGUCAAGUUUCAGCCCAAGGACGCCAAGAAAGAGCUGCUCUCCUGUCCUACACCCGGCUGUGACGGCAGCGGACACAUCACUGGAAACUACGCGUCCCAUCGAAGUCUGUCUGGGUGUCCUCUCGCUGAUAAGAGCCUUCGGUCCCUCAUGGCGGCCCACACCCCUGAACUCAAAUGCCCGACCCCAGGAUGUGACGGCUCCGGUCACAUCACAGGAAACUACGCCUCUCACAGAAGUCUCUCUGGGUGCCCGCGUGCCAAGAAAAGUGGAAUUAAAACUCCUACCAAGGACAACCAGGAGGACUCCGAGCUUUUAAAAUGUCCGGUGCCGGGAUGCGACAGCCUGGGUCACAUCAGCGGGAAGUACGCGACGCACCGCAGCGCCUACGGGUGUCCGCUGGCCGCCCGCCGCCAGAAGGAGGGUCUGCUGAACGGGACGCCCUUCAACUGGAAGGCCUUCAAGACAGAGGGGCCGACCUGCCCCACGCCGGGGUGUGACGGCUCCGGACACGCCAACGGAAGCUUCCUCACGCACCGCAGCCUCUCAGGAUGCCCCAGAGCCUUGUACGCCAAGAAGAAGGCCAAGUUCCCCACAGAGGACUACCUGAGCACCAAGUUCAGAGCCAGUGACGUUUUGGACAACGACGAGGACAUCAAGCAGCUCAACAAAGAGAUCAACGACCUCAAUGAAUCCAACAACGAGAUGGAGGCCGACAUGGUCAACCUGCAGACUCAGAUCUCCUCCAUGGAGAAGAACCUGAAGAGCAUCGAGCACGAGAACAAGAUGAUCGAGGAGCAGAACGAGGCUCUGUUCAUGGAGCUGUCCGGCCUGAGUCGCGCCCUGAUCCGCAGCCUGGCCAAUAUCCGCCUGCCGCACAUGCAGGAGCCAAUCACUGAGCAGAACUUCGACAGCUACGUGAGCACCCUGACCGACAUGUACACCAACAAGGACUGCUUCCAGAGCCCCGAGAACAAGGCUCUGCUGGAGAGCAUCAACAAAGCCGUGAAGGGCAUCAAAGUCUGA